Molecule: messenger RNA, 3024 nt
Organism: Astrephomene gubernaculifera
Lineage: Eukaryota; Viridiplantae; Chlorophyta; Chlorophyceae; Chlamydomonadales; Astrephomenaceae
Source: the annotation of a GenBank genome assembly
UCCCAGGCAAAAAUUGGGAAUUUCUCUUCUGACGCCUUUCUAUUCCCCUCCUACAAUGCUUUUGGCUUAGCCCGGCUGCUUAGGGCGUAGCCAGGGGUGCUGACGCAUCCAUGUCCACGACACGUGCCUUUGUAUAUCUUUCUUCGUUAGUCUUCGCAUAGGUGCUUCUCAUAUACUUGCUAAUGGUUUGCCACAUAAAGAAGACUGCGCUGCAAAACGCAAGACGCCCAUAGCCUAGGGCUCGGAGUCAGGCGCCUUGACGAUAGUUAGGUGCGAGGGCUACCAACUAGAGAGCGAGUGUUCACCGUUUAGUAGGAAAAUCAAAAACAUCUUUUGUGUGAAAGCCCUGAUAGGACAAGCCGCGGUGGUUUCGCACGCCUGUCCCUUUGCGAUGGAAGGCGACGCAGCUUCUAAUAGCAGUCAAAGUGACGCCCGCCAAUGCCGUAUUUGCUGGGGCGAGGAGGGUGAUCCCGCUGCGGGGCUCAGCCUGGUCUCGCCAUGCAAAUGCUUGGGAAGCCUCAACUAUAUACACGUCCGAUGUCUUCGCGACUGGCAACAGGUGUUGCGUUCUCAGAACCAAUUCCACAAGGCUCGUCACUGUGAGAUAUGUAAACAGCCAUAUCGCCUGUCGCAUCCCGCUGGCUGCGGUGGCAGAGGCGGCAGUGGAUGGUGGGCCUGCAUUUCGCAUGCGACCUCCCGCGCCUCCCAGAACCUGCUUGACUCGCUGUCCUGCCGCUCCUACCUGGCGCUGCUGUACCGCGGCUGGAAGCUGUACGUGCUGGGCAGCAGCCUGAUGGGCGCCACGCGAGUGGGCCUGGCGGGGCUGCGAGCGGGCUUCAGCAUGGGCAAGACGCUGGUGGAGGAGCAGACCAGCAUCCUGCUCAGCCUGCUGUCGGCGCUGGGGGAGCUCAUGGGCACACCCUUCGCGGAGCUGCUGUGGUGCCAGGCGGUGGCGUGUGUUGCCUUCGCGCUGGUGUCGGAGAUGCUGUACACCAGCGCACUGGGGCUGCUGGCGGGGGGCGCCAUCGGCUUCUUCAGGGGCUAUGUCGCUGCCGUGCACUCCUCCUUCCGACUGCUCACCUCGGGCCUGGCUCGCUCGCUGUGUGCGGGGCGGCGGCUGGGCAAGGUGGCGGCGCUGGCGCUGCGGCUGCCGGGGGGGGCGCUGCGGGCGGCGGCGGCGCUGGCAGCCAAGUCCCUGCCGGUGAAGCUGCUGCUGCUGUGAUGUGAUGGGGUUUACCAGUAGACUGAGUCGCGAAGAAACACUGAUGGGUGGGAUGGCGAGGCCGAGGUAACCACCACCAUCUAGUGCACGAAUACGCACUAUACGGUAAUGAUGGUGGUGGUGGUGGUGGUGGUGGUGAUGAGGGUUGGCGGAAGCGAUGAUAGCUUUAUGAUGAGGAGCCACCUGGGAGGAAGAGGGGGGGGGCGCGGUGCGGUGCGGAGGGUGGGUUGCAUGUGGGUGAUGGCUGAUGGGGGUUGAGCCUGCUGCUGCUGCUGGGGAUAUGGUGUUUGUGAGAGGGUGCUACACUUGCUUGCUUGCUGAGGAGGAGGUUAGGAGGAGGGAUGGCGGGUGAUGAUUUGCUCACAAGGUUGGGUUCCAGGAGGCAGCACAGCAGGGUUAUGUUGCCUGCGCAGGCGUGUUGAGGGCUGCUCAUUUUGCCAGGUGCAGGCUGCAGAGAAAUGUAAGCGAGAGGUGGUACCGGUAGCUCUUGGAAGUGGUUAUCGUUGGUCGGUCGUCAUGGAGGCAGUUGAGCCUGUGGUGUGUACGGUACCGAGGCUGUGAGAUAAGAUCUUGAGUGUUGUGGCCUGCCGGGUGACGGCCUGUCGGGCAUGUUGCUUGCUGGUGGGUGGCACUCAGCGGGUGUCGUGUUGUUCGCAAAGCAAGACAUGUGUUUGUACCUGUGCCAAUGAUAGGCCUUGUAGAUCUCGUAUGUAUCUGUAGCUUCUCCUACUUCUCGUAUCAUAGCUCUGCUGCUCCUUCCUAGCCGUUUGUAACCGAUAGAGAAGACGUUAGGUGUUGAUUGUUAUGACCCAUGGGUCCCUUCAAACGUUGUAGUUGUAUAUUGUGGCUUCUUUUGCUGUUGACGGACGCCAAUGCACAAGGGCACAUUCGGGGGAAGGGAGCAUGCAAAGGGCAUGCAAUCGUGUGUAUUUCCGGACAGGUGUGUUGCUCGUACGGAAGAAGUUCAGGUACGACUGGUACUGCUCACUGGUUUCAUGGUAUCGUUCAGAGCCCAAGACGUCAAAGAGUGUGGGGUUGACCCAAGCGGACCCGCGUCAUACCUGUGAUGACUGGAAAAGUUUUGGAUUUGACGGUUGGCAUUGGCGGUUGGCCCUGUCUGUACAACACCCAAACUGUAUACCCUUGUAGGAUCUGUGCUCCUCAUGCCCUUUAAGCCGCUGUAUUCUCACGGGCAGUUGUGUGGCGGCAUUUUGUUUCAGUUGUGCCAAUUUUGCAGACAACAGGUUUGGGCACCGCGAAGUGUGUUUGUGUGUUUGUGCCCAGGGGACAUAGCGGGUUCAAUGCUCCGAAGCUUGAGUCCACUUGCUUUGUGUACCCUCACUUACCUCGUCCGGGUUAUCCCUCCUCGGACCUGGCAGUACAAGUGUCGUUGUCAAAUGUACGGUUUAUUAGUGGUAGGCUUGUACAUGUAGGUGUACGACAUUUAGUUGUAACUACCUACGUUUGCUCCGGGAUGGUAAGAAUGCGGCAUGCUGUUAAUCGUAGGCUGCUGGUCGCUGGUUUGAGUAUAAGCAUUUCAUUAGGGCAUUUGGUAGACACAAAUCACGCAGCCCUAUACCUACAUGCCCGUUGCCAGUGAAUGGAGUUUGUCCGUAAUUUACAUGCACGGCACAAGAGGGCCUUAUGAGCCUGGCCUUGCUAAUGGUCCUUUCCUGUCCUACACCCCUGCUACACCUGCAAAAUAGUCCUCACCAGAAAGAACGGCAUCGUAGUACUUGCUCUUCCCCUGACAGAGGAAAGAAGCAAAGACACAACUAUGGCGGAACCAACCAAAAUAUCAC